Mangifera indica (mango) is the source of this 1667-nucleotide messenger RNA. RefSeq names its product UBP1-associated protein 2B-like. The transcript has 3 exons. Gene Ontology annotation, molecular function: RNA binding. NCBI's taxonomy places the organism in Eukaryota, Viridiplantae, Streptophyta, Magnoliopsida, Sapindales, Anacardiaceae. The record is from RefSeq and is a predicted model, not a curated record. The coding region runs from base 67 to 1350 and encodes 427 amino acids.
CACGACACUGAACUGCAACUAAAAGGAACCCGAAGUCUCGUCCUCUCAGCCUCUUUCUCGGCAACAAUGGCCAAAACCACCAAAGCUAAGAAGCUCAAACCCUCCGCCGACACCAGCAGAAAGCUCACCGAAAAAGUCCUAAAAAAAGAUUCCAAAAGUGUACAAAGACCCGAGAAGAACAAACCCGAUACGGGAAUAUCGGACUCAGAUUCCGAAGCCGAUACCGAUAAGCUGACGGCGGUUCUAGAACCCUACUCCAAAGAGCAGCUCAUCAACCUUAUUUCCUCCGCCGCCGUCACAAACUCUGCCCUCUACCACCACCUACAAGCGGCGGCCGACCGCGAGGUAACACACCGGAAAAUCUUCGUCCACGGACUCGGGUGGGACACUACGCCUGAGACGUUGAAAUCCGUGUUUGAUAUUUUCGGCGAGAUCGAGGAUUUGAAGCUCGUGAUGGAUAGAGUGACCGGAAAGGCAAAAGGGUUCGCUUUUAUCGUUUUUAAAACCAGAAAAUCUGCUGAGAAAGCGCUCCAAAAUCCUCAGAAAAAGAUCAACAACCGAAUCGUGUCGUGGCAGCUGGCUUCUGUGGGCCCCACGGCUUCUGCAGCCGCCGCCGCGGCUAAGGAGGGAAAGGAACAUGAUAAUAGUAAUACUAAUAACAACAGUACUAGUAAUAACAGUAAUGGGAUUGGGGAAAGAAAGAUUUAUGUCAGUAAUGUACCGAGGGAUGUUGAUAAGGAGAAAUUGAAGGAGUUCUUUGAAAGAUUUGGGGAGAUCGAAACAGGGCCGUUUGGGUUCGAUGUGAACACUGGCAAGUCAAGAGGGUUUGCCAUUUUUGUGUACAAGACUGCGGAGGGUUUGAGAAAGGCCUUAGAGGAACCGGUGAAGGUGUUUCAAGGUCACCAAUUGCAUUGCCAGAAAGCAGCUGAAGGGAAGAACAAGAAUUUUAAUAAGGCUUAUUCAUCUGUACAAGGACAACAAACGGUGCAAGGGCAGCAAAUGGUGCAAAGAAAUCAUCAGGGGCAGGGCCAAGGCCUAGGGCAAAUACAGGAUCAGAGUCAGAUGCUUGCUGCCAUAGCGGCUGCACAGAAUUUGGCAUUGUUUGGGCAGCAUCCAGGAUUGAAUCCGGUUUAUGGAGGAUUAUUUGCGAAUCCUGGAUUGAUUAAUCCUAUGGUGGCUGGGGCAUUGAAUCAAGCUGUUGUGCCUUCUAGCCAUGUGCCUGUGGGUACAGUAGGUGGUUUAGGAUCAUAUGGGACUGGUCAGAGUUUGCAACAUGUUUAUCCUAAUGCACAGGGUAAAACUCAUGGGACUGGUGGGUCUUUUCCUGGUUAUACAUCAUUCUACAUGUGAUGAUUUUCAGCCGAGCUUAGAGGAACGAUAUUCAUGGCACUUUGGGGGGUUUUUAUCUAGUUUUUCUAUGGUUCAAUAGUGAAGUUUGAACUUUUCAUAUACUUCAUACUUUUGAAUUUACCCAAGCUUGGCUGGAACUUGGUGGGCCUUUUCUUCUUCUUUCACCUUAUCUUGUUUUUUCUUUCUCUUUUUUCUUGUUUCACCUUCGUAUCCUUAUAUUCUUCUUCUUCAUAAUGACUUUCUUGGGACUUCUUAUCUUGUAAGAAUUUGUGACUUUUGGUAUUUCUUAAGUAAAAUUUCUUUACAUUUACAGCCUA